This is a messenger RNA of Monopterus albus (swamp eel), 2370 nucleotides long. Its product is annotated as E3 ubiquitin-protein ligase XIAP-like. Lineage: Eukaryota; Metazoa; Chordata; Actinopteri; Synbranchiformes; Synbranchidae. The transcript has 7 exons. Gene Ontology annotation, molecular function: ubiquitin protein ligase activity; cysteine-type endopeptidase inhibitor activity involved in apoptotic process. Gene Ontology annotation, biological process: positive regulation of canonical Wnt signaling pathway; negative regulation of apoptotic process; positive regulation of protein ubiquitination. Gene Ontology annotation, cellular component: nucleus; cytoplasm. Bases 16 to 1179 code for a protein of 387 amino acids. The record is from RefSeq and is a predicted model, not a curated record.
GUUCUAACGUGUAGGAUGGAACAUUGUGGGUGUGGGACAUUCUGUCCAUCAAGUGAGCCCACUCAGCAGUUUACAGCCUGUUCAAUCAUGUCCAAUUUAAUGCAAGACACUAAUUUGGAGACAGACCACUCAGUUGAUUUUUCUUUAAUGGACAGUCGCCUGGAGUCAUUCUGUGGUUCCAGCCUGGCCCAGAAGGUGCCUGCAGAAAGACUGGCCCGGGCCGGCUUCUACUUCACUGGCUCUGGUGAUCGUGUCCGUUGUUUCAGCUGCCAGAAGACUGUGGAAAACUGGCACAGGGAAGAUGUGCCUGUAGUGAGGCAUAAAGAGGUUUCCCCAUCUUGCAGGUUUCUCAGCUGCACCCACCGUACCAGUUUUAAUCCAGGUUCUUUUGGUUCACUGAUUAAUGGUUCUGCCUACGAUGAAGAAGCAGAAGACAUGGAAUAUCGUUUGAGAACAGGAGAGGUGGUUGAUGAGUCCACCUACCCUAUGGCUCCUCAUAUGAGGAGUGAGGAGGCCCGACUGCAGACCUUCUCUCUGUGGCCAUCCACUGCACCUGUGAGGCCCCGUGAUCUGGCCCAAGCUGGCCUCUACUACUUGGGACAGAAGGACAGGGUGCAGUGUUUCUGCUGUGGUGGCAUGCUGGGUGGCUGGGAAGCAGGUGACACUGCGUGGAGAGAACAUACCAAACAUUUUCCCAACUGCUUUUUUAUCCUUGGGCACGAUGUGGGCAACAUCCCAUUACAGGGGGCUACAGAGGAGAUGGAGUGGGCUAGUGGACAACGUGGAAACACUCAUGUCCACAUGGGGAGUUUUGAGGAGAGGGUUGGUAGUUUUACAGGUGUCCAGCACCCUAUUGACCAUGAGAGACUUGCCAGAGCUGGCUUCUACAGCACAGGGGCGGGAGACAAGGUAUUGUGUUUUCACUGUGGUGGAGGUUUGAAAGGCUGGCAGCCUGAGGAAGACCCUUGGGAAGAACAUGCCAGACACUACCCUGGAUGCAGCUUCCUGUUAACAGAAAAAGGACAAGGAUUUGUCAACAGCAUCCAGCUACAAGAUCCACGAGGAAAUAGACCUACCUCAAGUCAUCAGAAUGGAUUUUCAGGAAAUAGAAAUGAGGUACUGCAGUCUGCCAUGGCUCAGAAAGCCAUAGGGAUGGGUGUAGAGCCCAGCGUGGUGUAGAAGACCGUCUUGGAGAAGAUCAGUAAGACGGGCUCAAGCUCAGUACUACAGAUUCUAUAACAUUACUAAACCAUGAUACUCGGAGUAAAUGAAAACAGUUGAUGUAAGCCCUGUAACAUGCACAGUUGUGAAAGCUGAUGAAGGAUCAUGGAGUGUAGUAACUGAUGUUACUCAAAUAGGUGAAACAACCACGAAGUAAUGUGAUUGGUGUAACUUGUGGUGCAUCAUGAAAACCACAAUCUUGCAACAUUGUAGUGUGGGUUCGAUUCCUGACAAAACUGAGUCAUAUUUAAUUCAUCAAACAUUUGAAAUGUGAUCACAUUUGCCAUCUAGCCUACUGAACACCCACUAUUCAACAUCUUUUAAGCUAUGGGCUAUUUAGACUUGUUUUAGGAUAGAACAUGAUUCAUAGCACAAAAUGUCAGGCUAAGUAUAUAGCUAUAUCCUACUACAAUUAGACGUGCCAAAUGAGAAACAUGGUCUUCAACAUGAGUUCAUGUUUACUUUCUAUUUUAUUGUCAGCUCUUUUAGCUAUAUAAAUUAAAUUGAUUUGAUUUGAAACCAUACACCCAUGUAGUGUAGUUGAAUAGGAAUAUGCAUGGCAAAUCAAAUCCCUCAAACAAUCCAUUAACCAAUAAAUGACACAAUUGCACUUCAUUCUAUUGACAACUAGACUACUAGAAUACCACCACUGACUACUUCAUGUCUCCUCAUCCACUUUUAUUUUGUGGCCAAUGUUUUAUUUAUUAUUUUGUGCUGAUUUAUUGAGAAGGUAGGACCAAAAUGUUCUAACAUUAAUGACUCAGGAAGAUAAGUAAAUGUUUAAUAUAUAAAACUGUAAAAUAGUGGAUAGGUUACAUAGAAAGCACUUAUGGCAAAAUUCCUGUCGGCACCUUAUUUAUUAAAGCAUGAGCAUGCUUUACUACUAAAAUGCUUAGCUGUAGUCAGUUCUGGCAUACUGUAAUACUGUGCAUAUUUUACCUCGGUUAACAGGUUCAUGUAUAAUUUGGUAUCAAAAGGUUAUCAGCAGUUAAGUCUGUUCACUUCAAAAUUAUAGGAGUGUGUUUUCUAUGUAUUUUUCACAGUGCUGUCAUGUUGAUGGACUUGCAUCAUUAGGCUAUUUGUAUUUAUUACUCCAUUUAUUAUGGCCAUAUGCCUCUUCAACAUUUCAAAAAUAAACACCUUUUCAUA